Messenger RNA from Armigeres subalbatus, 1565 nucleotides. RefSeq lists its product as uncharacterized. The coding region runs from base 223 to 1437 and encodes 404 amino acids. Lineage: Eukaryota; Metazoa; Arthropoda; Insecta; Diptera; Culicidae. The record is from RefSeq and is a predicted model, not a curated record. The transcript is spliced from 2 exons.
UUCCAGACGGGAAUUUGAUGACUGACUUCCAACAAGCAUUAGAUAGAUUGUAUAAAAGAACAAUACGAUUCUUCCUGUAAGGUGAUUCGACCUGCGAUUGUCGCCGUGUCAACAAACGUGGGAAAAGUUUCGGUAAUUGGCGUUGAACUGUGGUUGAGGUGUGAGGGAUUUAUAGUGCACCGCGUUGCGGUUGUUUUGAUAGGGAAGUGAAUAGUGGCAAACAUGAAAGCUUUUUUGCUGAUAUCUUUGUUGGCCGCAGCAGCAACAGCCUCGCCGCAUCUGUUUAAGAAAAAGCUCAUCAUCUCCUCUGAUAGCGAUAGUGGAUACAAUGGUGGAGGUGGCGGUGGUGCUGGAAGCGGCGGAUUCUCGAUCGGUGGAGGUGGUUUCGGUUUAAGCUUCGGCGGAGGCUUGUUGGGUGGCCAUGGAGGAGGUGGUGGCGGCGGCGGAGGCGGUGGUGGAUAUGGUGGAAACUCUGGAUCUGCUGGUGCCCAUGCUGGUUCAGGUGGCAGUGGUGGUGGUGGAUUUGGCGGACAUGGCGGUGGAGAUUACUCUCCUUCGUAUGGACAGAGCCCUGGUGGAGUAUCGUCCGGGCAUUCUAAUGGUAAUAGUUUUGCUAGUGCUAGUGCGAGCAGCUUUGCCAGUGCUAGCGCUGGAGGACAAAGCGGUGGAUUCGCGGGUGGCGUACCUGGAGGUGCUGUAGCUUAUGCCCCGGGGGGUGGUCACGGAGGAUCUGGAUCGGGCAUUAAUGGCGGUGGACAUGGCAAUGGCGGGUACACUGGCGGUUCGGUCGGAUUUGCUCCAAGUGGAGGUCAUGGAGGAUCUGUUGGAUUUAGUGGAUCAUCGGGUGGUCAGGAAGGCGCUUGGGCGCAAGGAGGCUCGAGUGGGGGACACCAAGGAUUUGCUAGUGGCGGUGGAUCAGGUGGAAGCUACGGCGGUGGAGGGUACGGUGGUGGAAUUACAAAAGAGAUUACAAUUACAAAGCAUGUUGAUCGUCCUGUCCCUUCCAAGCCGAUAGUGAUUGAAAAACCCGUUCCCGUCGACAGGCCCUACCCAGUUUACAUUGAGAAGCAAGUUCCUGUUACAGUAGUUAAAGAAGUUCCUGUGGAUAGGCCAGUUCCAGUACCAGUUGGCGGCGGUGGUGGUGGCGGAGCAGUGUCUGGUGGUGGCAGUUAUGCAACGGCAUUUGCAGGAGCAAGUAGUUAUGCUGCUGGAGGCAGCUUCGGUAGUGGUGGUGCUGGUAGUGGUGGACAAGGAGGUGGUUUCGGUGGUGGCGGACAUGGAAGUGGCUUUGAUGGUGGAUAUGGAGGAGGCGGUUAUGGUGGAAGUGGACAUGGUGCUGGCGGAUAUGGCGGAAGUGGGGGAGGACAUGGUAUAAGAAAAACUAUCACCAUUGAGAAGAGUUUCGGUAAGCCGAAACACCACCAUCACGGAUGGUGAUGUAAGAGAAUUUAUAUUUCAAUGCAAUUUUUAUUAGUGUAAACUAAAAUUCUUGUUGAACAGUUGAUAGAUAAUUAAUAUUUUUAUAUUAUUGUGAUAUGAAUAAAAUAAGAAUCUUAUACAGAAAA